GACCAUGAGCUCCACAUGGGGCACGUGUCCAACAAGAUGAUCUUGUAUCUAAGCCAGCGCUUAACAUACUGCUUGGCCCACUGAGCAAAUACCAGAGUUAUAGUAUUAUCAUUUACCAUCAGACCUGAAGACAACUGGAUAUUCAAACCUGAGACCUAGUUUUCCAGAGGCACACCAAGCCAGAAUCCACCCAACAGGGACAGGCGGCAAGGCUUGUUUGCCUUAGUGAUGCUGCUAAUUAUUAGCCUGCCUGGAUAAACCCUAGAACAAGAAAGAGGUUUUCCCCAGAGACAUCCUCUUAAAUUGAAGCUCCACAGCAACGGGGGUUUGGGGUUCUAGGUUUUCCACGGUGAUGUCGCCUUAGCGGAAUCUGUCUUCAAGUCUGGCUGAGUCCUCCCCAUCCCAGCUCAGAUCCAACGGGGAAUGCCGGUAUGCCCGGACCUGGACCAAUUUCCUGAUGCAACUGCCGGGGGGCUGGAAUACUUUCAUUCCUUCAUUCAUCCAGUCCUAUUUAUUGAGUGCUUACCAUGUGCAGAGCACUGUAAUGAGCACUUGGGAGAGUGUGGUACUACAAUAAACAGAUAGCAGUCGCGCCCCUCCCCCCCAUCAAGAGGAGAAGACCCCCCCCCCACUCAGCCCAUCUGCUCCGGAGAACCCAGAGGUCGAUGGGUCAUUUGAGCGACAUGGCAGCCUCCAAUGUGUCUCACAACACGAGCUACUGUGUCCCCAUGCUGACCCCUUUCCUGACCAAGCUGUACUUGGUGGUGCUCAUCGUGGGCUUGGCCGGGGUGAUCUCCAUCCUGUUCCUGCUCGUGAAGAUGAACACGAGAUCCGUGACCACCACGGCCGUCAUCAACCUGGUGGUGGUCCACGGCCUCUUCCUCCUGACCGUGCCCUUCCACCUGUCCUACCUCUUCCGCCAACAAUGGGACUUCAGCUGGGAUUUCUGUAAGUUCGUCAGCGCCAUGCUCCACAUCCACAUGUAUCUCACCUUCAUCUUCUACCUAGCCAUCCUGCUCACCCGCUACCUCAUCUUCUUCAAGCGGAAAGACAAGGUGGAGUUCUACCGGAAGCUGCACGCCGUGGCCGCCAGCGUGGCCCUGUGGCUUCUGAUCCUGGUCCUCAUCAUCCCCGUGAUGUUCUCUCACUACGGGGCAUCGGGGGAUUAUGACAAGAAGCACUGCUUCGUCUUCCAGAAGGAGCUGACCCAUUACCCCGUGAAGAUCGUCAACUACUUCAUCGCUGCUGGGGUCAUUUUCCUGGCCAGCCUCCUCUUGACUUGCCAAGUGUUCAUCACAGUGAAGGUGAUGAGGAAGCUGCCCCAUCCUUUCCUCUCCCACCAGGAGUUCUGGGCUCAGCUGAAGAACCUGUUCUUCAUCGGCAUCAUCUUUGUCUGCUUCCUCCCCUAUCACCUCUUCAGGCUCUACUACCUCCAGAUCAAGAGCCCAGGCACGUGCAAUAAUCUGGUGUACUACAACGAAGUUUUCCUCAGCCUGUCAACCCUCAGCUGCUUUGACCUGCUCUUAUUUGUGAUCGGCGGAAGCCGUUGGUUUAAGCAAAAUAUCAUCCACCUGCGGCGUAGCCUCUCCUGUUGUUAGGCCCUUUGUCUAGCCGAGCUAGCUCUCGUGGUUCUUAGGAGGAAAGAGACUGUGGGAAAAGAUCCUCGGGUUUCCUUUUGCCAGGAUUUGGGACUUUUCUCCAAGGGGUCUCUGUCAGUCAGUCGAUCGUAUUUAUUUACAAUGAUAAUAAUUUGUUUAUAACAAUAAACAUACAUAU
Molecule: messenger RNA, 1776 nt
Organism: Ornithorhynchus anatinus (platypus)
Lineage: Eukaryota; Metazoa; Chordata; Mammalia; Monotremata; Ornithorhynchidae
Gene: GPR141
Product: G protein-coupled receptor 141
Exons: 4
Coding region: 666-1598 (310 amino acids)
Biological process (GO): G protein-coupled receptor signaling pathway
Cellular component (GO): membrane
Molecular function (GO): oxysterol binding; G protein-coupled receptor activity
Source: RefSeq, a predicted model, not a curated record